AAUUAGUUUGAAUAGAGCCCAAAAUUAUGGCGCAAUCAUAUUUGCAUAUUCAUAUUCGAUUUGCAUUUUUUCCGUACUGCUGAUAUGGGAUGAAUCUAGUAGUACUCAUGAGAUCUCAGUAAUCUGAAGAGUAAAAAAUUUCGUAAUAGGAUAUCAAAUUAGUUUGAAUUGAGCCUAAUAUUUUGGCGAAGUCAGAUUUUCCAUAUUCAACUCGAUUUAAAUUUUUCAUUUACUACCGGUAUAGGAUGAAUGUAUUAGUAUUCAGGAUAUUAUUCUGGGGAGCAAAACAUUUCGUAAUAGGUUUAUGAAUUAGCCUGAAUUAGCAACAAAAUUACUAUGUAAGUUGUAUUAUUCUGGAGAGUUUCUUUCCGAUUGGGUUCUGCUAGCUUAACGGUAAAGCUAGCAGAACUCAGGGAUUUCUCAAAAACCGUAAAUUCAGAAAUUUGGUGAUGGGUUCAAACGUGAGCCUAAAAUAAUGGUAUAAUCAGAAGUCCAUAAGAAAUCGAUCAGCUCGGUGGUUCUGCUAGCUUAACGUUAAGCUAGCAGAACCCGCGAUAUCUCCGACAAUUUGGGAGUAAAUUUUUAAAUAUUGUAAUAAAUUAGCCUAAAAUUCUUGUCUAAAAAAUAUCAAAACUUCGAAAGUGGUUGUGCUAGCUUAACGGGGGUACAGUCUAGGCCUCUCAAUUCCCAAUCGUUUCUUCAUUUACCUACAUUUUUCCGUCGCUAGGGCUGAUACUCAAAAUGUCAGAUUUCUAAAACUCUACCAAAAUCUACCAACAGAUUUCUGCAUACUGAAAAUUUCAUGUAAAUGCGGGGAAAUUACUAAAAAUGUCACACUGGCGAUCAUGAGUGUAAUGAGGCGGGAUUCAUGUGGACAUAAUGAAAACUGCGCAGAAAGGUAUUUGAUAUUAUGGCUUGAUAAAGGUUGUUUAAAUUCACCUCUUCUUACUAUGGAGAAUAUUGAGCAUGAGUAAUAAUACGUACUUUUUCGCAUGAGUUUUGGAAAUAUUGAUUUUGCGAACGCAAAUGGAUGAAAAAAAAGUACCACAUUUUUUGAAUGUUAACAUCAUUUAUUGCAGAAACAAUGCACUCAGUUAAUUUUAAGAAUCACCAUGUAUAAUAUAAUAAUAAUCUAGACAGGUUUAAAAUUACAAGAAGAAUAGAUUUUUCAAUACAAAUAAUUAACACCAGUGACAUCCAUUUCAAGUUUCCGUUACUACACUUCUGAUUCAGUUGAAAAAAUAUCUAUUUGAAGUAAAUAUGCAUUUGCAUUAUUUACCUACCAGAGUGAUACUUUAAGUCCGUGUGUGCUCCGAACUGAAUGAAUACAGUUGAUGAGUAUAGUUCUUGCACAAUGAUUAUAGAAAAUACAAUUCGUCACAUACUUAUUUUGAUUUUUCUCUUUGGAUCAAAAAACAAUGGACAAAACACUGAAGGAAGAAAAUCAAAAUGGUUCGGUAUUGGUAUUGUGAGAAUUGCCAAUAACAUUUGCACAGGAUUAAAUGGUUUAGAUGGAACUUGCUAUACAAGGUUUCAGUGUCAAAAAGCUGAUGGUUUCUCAUCUGGAAGGUGCGCCCAAAAUGUUGGCUACUGUUGUAUAAUACAGCGUACUUGCGGUCAAGAGUCUUCGUUAAAUAAUACGUAUUUCUCCAAUAUGAAUUUUCCAACAUCGGUUACUUCUGGGGGAAGGUGUACGAUGACAAUUAAAAAAUGUAAUUCGGAUAUCUGUCAGGUUCGGAUAGACUUUUUAUCUUCGAAUUUAGCUCAACCCAACGCAAUAGGAGUGUGUAACAGUGAUUCUUUAAUUAUAUCAGGUGGUGCCGGUCCUGUACCUAUUUUAUGUGGAGACAAUACUGGUCAACAUAUUUACUUAGACUUCAACGGUAAUAGUUCUAUUGACAUAAUUACUUCAACACUGGAUGGUCUGAACAUAGGAAGAAAUUGGAAUUAUAAAGUGACACAGAUUGCUUGUUCAUGCCCAACGAGAGCUCCUACAGGCUGUUUGAUGUACUAUACAGCGCUUUCAGGAACCAUCAAAAGCUUCAAUUAUGGUGCAUCAAGAGCUACAAAUCCAGCAACUAAUCUUCUAGGCACCAGAGAGUUAGUGAAUGAGAACUAUGGAGUUUGUGUUUCUAUGGCACCAGGCUAUUGUUCGAUAGAAUGGAGUUCUUGUACAGAUUCUUCCUUCAUCGUUUCAGACAAUGAUGCUGCUAUUAACCCUCCUAGACCAUUGUUUGGGGAAGAUUGUGACGCAGAUUUCGUGGUCAUUCCUAAUCCGUAUUUUCCAAAUGGAACAGCAGCUCCAUCUGAUAGGAUUUGUGGUAAUAGAUUUCCAACAGUGAUCAGUUAUUCGAAACCUUUCGUUCUCACUGUUGUAACCAAUGGAAAUGAAACAAGCAUUCUAGGCCCAGAUGUUGGAAAUAUAGGUUUUUGUUUGAACUACAGGCAAAGACUCUGCACAGCUGAUACUGCAAGCGUAAUAGGAUGAUUUUUCUCAUUAUACUAGUAAUCUAAUGUGUCGUCCUACUUUUUUUUGACAAUUAAAUCGGAAUGAGGCUUUACUACCGUUAAUGUUAUACCAUUAAAGGAGCAUUUCGUUCCUUUGUUAAAUUUGGAACUCGAUAAUUGAAAGAAUAAAUAAACCAAUUCUGAGCGUU
Messenger RNA from Harmonia axyridis, 2657 nucleotides. RefSeq lists its product as uncharacterized. The record is from RefSeq and is a predicted model, not a curated record. The coding region runs from base 1322 to 2488 and encodes 388 amino acids. NCBI's taxonomy places the organism in Eukaryota, Metazoa, Arthropoda, Insecta, Coleoptera, Coccinellidae. The transcript is spliced from 6 exons.